UUCAGUCUGUUUAUAUUUAAAAACAUUCGGUUCGAACGAGUUCAACAACAAACACGAAAUUACGAAAAACAUUCGACAAUGGCUAACAACCUUGAUAUUAGUGAAGAGCAAAUUGCCGAGUACAGGGAAGCCUUUAUGCUGUUCGAUAAGAACCAAUCGGGUAGGAUCAGCACCCGCGAGCUUGGCAAUCUGAUGCGUUCGCUUGGCGAGAAUCCCACCGAGGUGGAGCUCAGGGAUAUGAUUAAUGAAGUCGACACCAGUGGCGAUGGCGAGAUUGACUUUCAGGAAUUCUGCCAGUUGAUGUCCAGACAGUCGCACGAGAAUGACACAGAGGAGGAGCUGCGCGAGGCAUUCAAAAUAUUUGACAAGGACGAGGAUGGCUUUAUCUCGCCAGCUGAGCUGCGCUUCGUUAUGAUCAAUAUCGGUGAGAAGCUAACCGAUGAGGAGAUCGACGAUAUGAUACGCGAGGCGGACUUUGAUGGCGAUGGCAAAAUCGACUACGAGGAGUUUGUCUACAUGAUAACGCAAAAGUAAUCAUUUUUCUUUUCCUUUCUUUCUUUUCCUGAAAACUUUCACCCAAUUUUGCAAUAGUUCAAAUUAAAGCUGUAAAAACUAA
Drosophila grimshawi is the source of this 616-nucleotide messenger RNA. Its product is annotated as calmodulin-related protein 97A. The record is from RefSeq and is a predicted model, not a curated record. The coding region runs from base 79 to 534 and encodes 151 amino acids. NCBI's taxonomy places the organism in Eukaryota, Metazoa, Arthropoda, Insecta, Diptera, Drosophilidae. Gene Ontology annotation, molecular function: calcium ion binding; enzyme regulator activity. The transcript has a single exon.